AGUAUAUAUUCUCGUCUAAAUAGAAAAGCUGCACCAUAAAUAAGAGAGUUUAAUCGCAUUAUAGAUAUCUGAUAUCGGAAUAUGUGAUCUAAAGUUCAACUAUUAAAUGAAAUUGGUUGUCCUCUGUUCUCGCCUCCAAUAUCCCUGAAAGAAUAAGAUGCCCCAAGCGUCUGCGGCGUUCGGAGACACUUCCGGUCUAGGCCGGGACUCUCGCUACAUGGCCUGCGUACGUUUCUCGGACCAGUAUAUCCGCCGCGUCAACGUCCUGAACGCGUUGCAGCAUCGCAUUGAGCGUAAGCACGUGAAUAUCUUCGAGCAUGAAAGCGAUCAGAAUAUAAAAAAGAUCGAAAGAAUAAAACAGCGACUGAAUGAUAGUAUUCAAAAGAGACUUGCCUACAAACUUGUGCUAAAAACUCAGACUUUCAGUGCAAUUCCAGACAAGAAAACCGCGUUAAACAAACGCUACACAUCAACAGCUUUUCAGAAUGACGUACGUGAAAUGUUGAAGUACAUAAAGCCGGAUCGUAUUCGGGAAAGAAAAGCAGAAGUUUUAUAUAAAGAAAAUAGGCUACGUUAUGAUAUAUUACUCAAUCAAAAUCGCCAAAAAUUCAACAGACUGUACCCAGAGAAGAUCGCUUGGCGAGGAAGAUACGGUGAAUUGCAAGAGGAGGAAAAUAAAGAGGAAGAAAAGCCGCCAACUCCUUCGCCCACAAUCGAAGACAAACGUAAACAAAGUCUGGCCACUCUUAGACGGAGGAUAAUAUCCAUAGAUUCUGCUCCUCAGUCGCCGAAAAAACUCCCGACAAUAUACAGCCCUACCAAAGUCUUGAGUGCGAGCUUUUUGAGUCCAAGCAAAAGUCAAACCCCGGUCAGGACGCCAUUGCUGAGUAAGCCACCAAGUCAGUCUGGACCUGCGCGCAGGCAAGAAAUCACAAUGGGUUUCAUGAAACGUCAGAAGUCGUACUUAGAAACGCAAGAACUCGCAACUACCGUUGGAGAAAAAGUGACGUCACAGCUGACGUCAGACGAAAGUACCGACGUUGGGAAAAUUUUGGAACCGGUUGUAGACAAAAGUAUUGGCAAUAAAGAAUGUGGUAUUGAUGAGAACAAUAAUGUGGUUGAGGAACCAAAAAGUGCAAUACCUGAAUCAGCAAAGAUCUCAAAGAAGCGAGUGAAGUCCCAGCAAGAACUUUUGUUACCCCCUAUACCGUCCAGUAGGACAAAUAGGGUUCCAACCACGCCAAAACAAUCGGAGCAGAAACCCGUGAAAUUACCUCCCUUGAAAAUGACAAACAAGUGAUAAUGUUGCUUUUUAUAGAUGCUAUUUUAUAUUUUAUAUUUAAAUAAUAGAGUGUUUUUUU
Molecule: messenger RNA, 1361 nt
Organism: Dreissena polymorpha
Lineage: Eukaryota; Metazoa; Mollusca; Bivalvia; Myida; Dreissenidae
Exons: 2
Coding region: 158-1300 (380 amino acids)
Source: RefSeq, a predicted model, not a curated record